This is a messenger RNA of Nerophis lumbriciformis (worm pipefish), 750 nucleotides long. The record is from RefSeq and is a predicted model, not a curated record. NCBI's taxonomy places the organism in Eukaryota, Metazoa, Chordata, Actinopteri, Syngnathiformes, Syngnathidae.
AUGGAUGCCGCCGCUCGAAACAAGAAGCUGCCGUGCCGACGGAAGAGAAUCUAUCACAUUCCGUCCAAAAGGCCGCCGCCACUUUUGCUGGAGGAUCAGACAAAAAAGCUUCACAAAGACAUGAAGAAGAGCACGGAGGCUGAUUUAGCCAUGUCGAAAGCGGCAGUGAAGAUCUGCGCUGACCUUCUGAGUAACCCGCUUUGCGAGCAGGACCAGGCCUUCCUCGAAUCCAUGACAGCUUUGGACACAGCAAUGAAGACCAUGGACUCCUUCAACCAGGAGAAGGUCAACCAGAUUCAGAAGACUGUUAUCGACCCUCUGAAAAAGUAUAGCGGCGUUUUCCCCAGUCUCAACAUGGCCGUGAAACGCCGCGAGCAGACUCUGCAGGACUACAAGCGUUUGCAGUCCAAAGUGGAGAAGUACGAGGAGAAAGAGAAAACCGGGCCCGCUAUGGUCAAACUGCACCAGGCCCGAGAGGAGCUGCGACCAGUCAGGGAAGACUUUGAGGCCAAGAACAAGCAGCUAUUGGACGAAAUGCCUAAGUUUUACCAGAGCCGCAUCGACUACUUCCAGCCUAGCUUCGAGGCUCUGAUUCGGGCGCAGGUGGUGUAUUUCACAGAAAUGUACAAGGUCUUCAGCGAGCUGACGGAUCAGAUCGACCAGGCUGGCCUGACGGACGAGCAGAGGCAGCGGGAGAGCGAGGCCAAGCUCAACGAGCUGCGCGCCCUCUCCAUCGUGGCCGACGACUGA